This is a messenger RNA of Anisakis simplex (herring worm), 384 nucleotides long. NCBI's taxonomy places the organism in Eukaryota, Metazoa, Nematoda, Chromadorea, Rhabditida, Anisakidae. The record is from the annotation of a GenBank genome assembly.
AUGGUGAGGUUUUAUUGUAGAAUGGCGUCGAACGCUCGCAAUAGUAAGUUGUCAGGUGGUAAGACCGAACAGUACGUUUUCAAUUGGAAAUUAUUCACGGGAUGGGAUUACACGAUCGGCAACCCGGAAACGGCCACUAACGUCGUAAUGGCGAACGUCAACAAAUUUCGGGAAGUUAUUGCCGAAUAUAAUGUGAACAUGAAGAAGAAAUUUGACUGUUUACAAUUUUCCCUACGUAUAUUUGCAAAUAUUCUCGUAUUUCUUCUGCAAGCUGGUUCAGUAUGGGCAAUUUUGGAAGUUAGUCAAAUAACCGAUAAAACCACCUUCAUUGAAAGGGUUCGUUUCUACUCGAAUUUGCUUCAACACGAAAAAAGUUGCAUUUGA